Molecule: messenger RNA, 5957 nt
Organism: Linum trigynum
Lineage: Eukaryota; Viridiplantae; Streptophyta; Magnoliopsida; Malpighiales; Linaceae
Source: the annotation of a GenBank genome assembly
UAUAUAAUUAGCUUGCAUGUGUGCAUAUAUUAGCUAUACAAAAUUCUACAAUGGAGGAGGAGGAGGCGUGUGUUGUAGAGCUGUACGUAGGGCUAAAACAACCCAGAUAUCUGAUGAUGGAGAGGCUUUUGCACUAUAAGCUCCACGCCGGCACAACAGUGGAACAAGUGAAGGCGAUGAUCAGGUCUGACUAUGGAAUCGGGAUCGAAAGGCAAGAGCUACGGCUCGGGAAAAGGAAGAUGGACAACCAACGGAGCCUGAAAUUUUACGAGAUCCAGGCCGGUGUGCCGGCGAUAGCCCACUUGGAGUUCCCGCCGAUGAUCGGCUCCCCGAUCACUAUCACCGUCCUUGUAAAGGCUGUUUGUAUUAAUAUUCAUGACGAUUCCAACAUCAUCUCAUCCUUAAUUACCAACAUCACUUGCACAGAGAUGGAUUGGAUUGGGAAGCUGAAGAAGCGGAUCGAGACCAUUGCCGCCGCCGCCAUGGGCCCGUCGAUGUAUCCAAGGUACAAGAUGGAUUUGUAUUUCCGCGGUACGAGGCUGGCCAACGAACACAUACGUUUGCACUGUCUUCUGGUCACUGAGGGCGCGGUUAUUGUCGCCCUCUACUCACCGGCGAUGGCGGAUGAUUGGCCCACCUGCCGCCUCUGAAGGGUUAUCGCAUCGGCCUCCGUCGUGAACUGCCUUGUCCGAUCGUGAACUACGGUUGUUUCCUAGACGCCUUCACUUCACUGUUAUUAGGCAAUUGUCACGGACUUCGGACUUUUCUUCGGUUUUUUGUACUUUUUGGCCUCCAAUUAUCCCAAAACUCGUCCUCAACCCUUCCACACAUGCUAGGACCUGAAAUGUAUCAAAACAAGCACAACCUAGCGUGAAAUAUGUCGAGGAACGAUGAAAUAUUAAGCUAAACGAAUAAGAAAUGAGGGGUAAAAUGUGUACAUUUGGGCCCGAAUCACUCCCCCACACUUAGACGUUUGCUUGUCCCCAAGCAAACCAUUCUCAACCUAGGUAAUAUUUCAACCUACAAAAUAGCUAGGGGACAUUGCAAAAGGCACAAGGCUAUGAAUCUCAAAUGACUAUUUGGGCAUCGACACUCGAACCGUCUCAAACAAUUCCGACAUCCACCACAAAUGACAUUCAAUUGCAUAAAAAAAUGGGCAAAUAAAAAGUUCUCAUUCUAUCCACAAUCAAUGCAAGUCUCAACAGGGCCACCAAUCAAUCACAACCGACCAUGCUUAGAACUCAAGUCAAAGGAACACACAACAGGGCAACAUAGGUCCCCACCAGCAUAGAUAAGAACCUGCAAGAACAAGAAUGAAUCACUCACUCUCUUUAGGGGUGUACAUGUGUCGGUUGGUUCGGGUUUAACCAUUUUAAUCACCCGACCCAUGCACUACGGUUUGGGAAUUAUCAAACCCAAACCCAUCCAAAAAAAUUUAAACCCUACGGUUUGUUUCUAAUUGGGUUGGGUAGGGUUGACAAUAUUUUUAAGUAAAAACCCAACCCAACAUAAAAAAAAUAUAUAAUUAUUAUACAUCAUAAAAAUAUUUUAUAACUAAUUAAAAUGGCAUCCCACCCUCGACCUAACUAGCACAACCGUCCGACACCAACGUAUCAUGAACAUAACCUCCUCAUCUACGAUGAGUAACAUGACAUACUCUCUCCAUCUACAAGGAGUAGUGGUGACCGCGUCCGACACCAAUCGUGACAUACACGAUAUUGCGUGCUAUCUAAGCAACGGUCCGGUAUGUCAUACAUAUAUUUCGAGAACACCCCAUGAAUGUGGUACAAAUCCAAAUAUCAUAUGUAAUUAAUAUCCAAACAAAUUAUUUUGUAUUUGAAAAUCCAAAUCCUUCUAUCCAAACACACACUAAGGAUUUUCAGGAUGUCACCAUUACUCAUGGCAGAAUUUCUACUCGUUACUGCUCAUUGUCUUUGUUGAGUACAAUCUUUAUACUCAAAUGCUCAUUUGGGUGUUGGACUCGACUCAACUCAAAUUAAACAAAUUAUUAUUAUUUUGGAUUAUUUGAAUCCAACUCAAUACUCAUAUAUGUCAAGACAUUUGGAUCAAAAUACCCAAUCGAGUUAAAAUACUGUAAUUCCUAAAUCACAAGUUUUAUUAAAAGUGAAAUGCAUUCCUUCUGCCAUAUUAAAACGGAGUUGUGCAAAGUCCUGCAAAGUCCCUUGUCUUUUUAGAGGUCUUUUGUUUAUUGGCAAAAUACACUUCCAUAGCCACAACUAUCACGUUUAUGACACUUAGCAAAAUCUAUCAAAAUAUAAUAAAUGUCCAAUUCCGUCCAAUGUUCUACUGGCGUCAAGUAACAGUCUGACUGGACUGAUUGAAUUGCUGAGUUGGCAAUAUGUCGUCCCCACCAUUUCCAUAGAUUAACAGAAAAAUAUAAAAACAUAAAAUAUUAGAAAAACAAUUGGUCUUCCUCUCCAUCUCUCUUCCUUUGGUACUCUCCCAUCUCUCUUCGUAUUCCUCUGCUACUCUCCCCUCCUUGCUCCGCCGAACCCAGAAAGAUGAUGAAGAGAAGCAACAGAUCCAGAUUCCCCUUUUUCUUAGAAGCUGUGGUUUGUGGAUCCCUCAUUUUGCAGGCCGAUUGAUGGAAGAGCAGCAGCUGCUGCUAAAUUCCUAUUUCCUCCGGUGAAUCGAUGGGAGAGAGCAGCAUCGUCAUUCUUACUGUUCGAUGGUUGUCGUCAUCACUUUGCACGGUCACUCCCUCCUUCCUUUGCAACCUUCCAUCGACCGCUUCCCCAAAUUGAAGAAGGGAUUUGUGAAGAUAUGGUCUUCUGAGUUUCCAAAGUCGUAACGCAACUGGGUUUGUUGGGACGAAAUUGUGGAUGUAUAGGCUUUGCAUCUGUUGAAUAAGGGUAUAUAAUUGGAGGUGGAGCCGGAGGUACUGAAGCGGGGUUCAGGGAAUGGAUCUCAAAAAGAUUUGGGGCAUCUCGACCACUCAAUUUUUUUUGGCGCACGGAAAGGAAGGAUAAAUGAUUGCAACAUUGCGACAAAAGGAUUUGGGGUUUGGGUUGGCGAAAAUCCAGCCAAUGACGCUGUAUAUCUCAGGCCGAGCAGAUGGCCUGCUCUAAUUGAUGAUGGGCAACGACGAGUGGUGGGAGGGGGAAAGGAGGAAUUAAUAUAUUACUUUAUUUAUUUAUUUUUAAAUUAAAUUAUGACAUGGCACCUACGCGGCAAAUGUGGUUGAUGUGUCGCUGACGUGUGUCACAAGGAAUAGAUGUGGACAAUUGCUACAAGGAACUGAGGUGCUCCAGAUUCAUAGCUAGCUUAAGAUUCAAGAGGAGGCACCAGAGUCACCCCUGCAUCCUUUCCUUCAGUUUCCACUCAACAGUUAUAGUCCAAAGAAGAUAGAGAAGUGGAGAUACAUACUUGGGGAUCCACAUGAGCAACUUGAUUGGUCGGAUUUUGGCCAAUACCAAGCAUGGGGAGCAACAAUGAGAUAUAGGCUAGAUAAUGUUGGUCACUUGUCAUAGUUCAACAUUCGAGGAGAGAGGCAUGAUGUGCUCAUGAGGGAGUUCCUUGCCACAUUGACAGUAUCCUCAGCAAGUAGCUAGAGCUAGCUUUGCAUCUCAUAUAGAUUGGCUGGAAGACACUUCAUAGAGAGUUAUUAUGGUUGUGUGAGGAAGCUAAGGAUUCCUGCCUACACAUGAGAGGAACACUCUAUGAUGCUAGCCUUGUAGAUUACUGAGAUCCAUCAGAGCAAGCAGAAAUCUUCCAUGAGUUAUGGAAGACCAUCACAAGGAAUCAAGGGGCUCAGCUUUUUGUGGGACAUUCGAUACCACCCUCUAUCUGUCAUCCAUUUAUGAGGUUCGUGCACUACUUCAAAUGAAAUGGUUUUCACAUGAGGUAGAGCGGCGAUGUAUGCAAGUUGACCAUCUGUGACAUGAUUCCAUAUCAUGCUCUUCUUCACAACUGGUGGCUACAUCUAGCAUGGUUGAUAUUGGAUAACUUUCUCGGGUUUACCAUCGUUACUUCUCCGAGGGGACUUCCAGAUGGUGGCUAUAUUCUUACUAUAGUCUAGCACAUCGAAGAUCAUCGAGAGGAGUAUGGUUUUUCUCUUUGUGACGCUCUAGAGAGACAUGGGCUGAUAUUGUCGGCAUUCAUUUUUGGAGUGGAUCUGGCUAGAGAUGAUUGCCCUUACUACUCAUCAUGGACGGGGGCAUGGAGACUAGCAGAGCAUUUAAAAAGAAGUCAUGAGCAGCAAGGAUAUAGAGUUGGCCACCCACCAGUAGCAGCAUACCACGAUAUGGGAGCUAUGUAGCUGAGAUACCAUCUUUGAGAGCAGUUGUGGAGAGACAGGAGGAGAAUUUACUUGCAUACAAUAGCCUGAAAGAGCGUCACUGAGAUGCCCUCGAGUAGGAGAGAUAGACAUAGCACGAGGAGACUCAAGCUUGGGGACAGAGAGUAGAGGCAGAGCAACAAUGGGGCCAUUUUUGGAUGCAGGAGUUUGGUAGGAAGUUCAAAAUCCUAUUUCCAUGCAAUGGACCCGGAGAAGUAGCAAAUAUAUAUGCCUCUAUUUGAGCUAUAUGUUUUUCUCUAUAUUUUAUUUGACAUUUCGAGUCUUCGUAUGCAAUCAAGGAAAACUAGCUACUUCCUAUGAACUUGAAUUAAGUAAGACAACCAAGCUAACCCACUCCAAAUCUUCCCAUAUCUCACUAUUAUUUUCUCCAUUGAAGACAAUGUGCAUUUUAAAGUUUGGGGUGGAAAUGUGUUGAGAUGAUUUACCUUGUUAUGCUUUAUACUUGCUAUUUGAUUAGUCGUUCAAAUUUGAAAAUUUUCCCAAUGCUAAAUAAUUGUGGUAUUUGUCUAAAUUUUUGGGAAUUACUAAAGAUGUUUUUCCAUCUAAUGACUUUUAACCAUCCCCUACAAGCAUGAUCACUUCUCAUCUUACUUUGGAUCAUCACUUGGUAUAGGAAGGAUAGUGUAGUGACUAUGAAGGAUGUGAUAGUCAAAGGGACGAAAUGACCAUUUGAUAUGUUUGGAUAAUAUGUUGUUUGAUCUAUUCAUGGAUUUCUGAUUAUGCAUAGUAUUUUUCCCUUUUAAAAGUUUUUUCAAUAGGGUGAACUGUAUCUUCUAUGGAUGCAAAGAUCUAACCAUCAAGACCUUGUAUUUUUUGAAAAAUUGGCAUGUUAUGCUGAGAAAUUAUGUGUGGUAAGCCCAACAUGUGAUGCAUUUUUUUAUUGCAAUAAUUCGGGUUUUGGACAAGAUAAAAAUUGAGCUUUAGUGAGGAAAUCCUACAAGGUGAUGCUAGUUCCUCUCUAGUACAAGUAAAAUCUCCACUCGUCUAAUUGAUAGAAAACUUGAGGAUGUGUUCUUAAGGGAAUGGAUAGAGCUUUCGAAACCCCUUAUUUAAUUGAUCCUCCGCUCAAAUUGCGGUGUAGGAGCUUAGAGAUCUUUCUCAACUAAUAAAGGUCUAAUGCUUUAGUGAGCUCUCCACACAGAGAAGUCUAGAAAAGGAGAAAAAAUUAUGUUUGCAAGAUAAGAAAAUGAGUAUGUUUUUUAAGAAGGCAAAAGUGCUUAAAGGAAUGUCAAGUUGAUGGUAGAAGCAUUCAAAGAUAAAAACGUUUUUCAAAAACUUCACCCUAUUGUUUUGAGAGGAGUCUCUCAUGCUAUUAUUGACGUUGUAAGUUUACUUUUGAUCCACAACCUAAGAUUGUGGUUGAGUGAUAAUUGUCGGGUUUUCAUUGAGUUGUACGAUCAUGAGUAGUAUUUGCUUGGGGAGAAACAAAGUUCAGGUGUGGGGUAUUUCUGAUGACACUCAAUUUAUAGUGUUUAUCACUCUCAUAUUUGAUACUGAUGUCAUUGAUUGCUGCACAUACCAAAUUUAGGUGGCCCGAAAUCCAGGAUCGUAUUUCCCUAGGGCCUCUCGCAUAAACCUUACUUUGGUAGUGAGGUACGGUUCCAGUUUAUUUAGAAAAAAAUAAUGUAGGGGGUUGAGG